This is a messenger RNA of Abrus precatorius (Indian licorice), 1367 nucleotides long. Its product is annotated as ankyrin repeat and SAM domain-containing protein 6-like. NCBI's taxonomy places the organism in Eukaryota, Viridiplantae, Streptophyta, Magnoliopsida, Fabales, Fabaceae. Gene Ontology annotation, molecular function: protein binding. The record is from RefSeq and is a predicted model, not a curated record. Bases 139 to 891 code for a protein of 250 amino acids. The transcript is spliced from 2 exons.
AACACUGCGGAGUCCUAUCGCGUCUUUCACUCCCUUCACACUACACUCUUCUCAUUCUCUCUAAUCUCCACUCUUCAAAAUCAUCCAAACAAGCACAAAACGACAAUUACCUCUGCGUUUAGACGGAGAAGUAACCAAAUGGCAGACGUUCCGCCGCCGGAGGGCCAGAUGAACGGCGGAGGAACGGCGGCGCCAAACUCCUCCGAAACCCUCGGAUCGAAGCGCCAGCGAAGACCUAGUGUCCGAUUGGGCGACAUCGGAGACCAGCCCUACGACUCCCACCCUCGCCGGACCACCGCGAAGCCGUGGCGGCUCGCCUUCGACCACAACCGCAAGGACGCCGCAGGUAAACCCUCGAAGACUCGUCCUUUAACGAACUUAACCUCCGCCGCCGAGUUCGGCGAAACCCUAGAGAGCGACGGGAACAUGGACAGCGUCGUGAUUGGUAGUUGGAAAGUGAAGGAUUCGAAGAAAAGGGGUUCGAAGAGGGUUAGAUCGAAUUGGAUUUCGAGAAUCGACGGCGAAGAUGUCGACGACGGGUACCAUCGUGAUUUCGACGUCGAAGCCUCGGAAAGCCCUCUGAAGGAGCAGAGCCCUUUUCAUUCGAUGGAGAAUUUGGGAGUUGAUGGACACGGGCAUGGGAAUGAUAGAGAUGUGCAGCAUUAUCAUGAUAGGAAUGGGAAUGGUGGAAGAGGAGAAGAUGGGGUUAGGAUUUGGCUUAAUGGAUUAGGGUUAGGUCGUUAUGCUCCUGUUUUUGAAAUUCACGAGGUUGAUGAUGAGGUUUUGCCUUUGUUAACUCUAGAGGAUCUUAAAGAUAUGGGGAUCAAUGCUGUUGGGUCUAGAAGGAAAAUGUAUUGUGCAAUUCAGAAGCUUGGGAAAGGGUUCUCCUGAGAUUUGCCUUUUUUUUUUUUUUUUGAUCUUUCUAUUUGCGUGUUGUAGCAUGGGAGAAUUCUCAGCCAUUGCAAAUUAAGAAGCAUGUCUGAACGCUGAGUUGUAGAGCAUGUUCUCACAUAACUUGUUAGCCUUCUGGAAUGGUUAGAAGGACUAAUCGUGAGAAAGGGGAAAACAUCUUAUAAGGAAUUUGGAAAGCUUUUUGCUUAUAACAUAAGGGAAGUGCUGUUUCAUUUCUCCAUUCUAUACGUUGGGUGAUGAAAGAUGAAUCUUUAUAGUUUUUAUUAUGUGGGUAGUCUCUGGCUCUAUUGGCCUCUUUGUAUUUGUAGAUGUGCUAUGAUUCUUCAUGAGUUAUCAUCAUACAUGGGUAAUUAAUAAAGGCCUUUUUCUGUUCAUUCGACGCAUCAUUUGGAACAUAUUUUUUGGUUAAAUUAGUUACUUUUACUCUAUUUUUUUAGCUUAUGUUUUGUGGAUAC